This is a messenger RNA of Coccidioides immitis RS, 1327 nucleotides long. Its product is annotated as cytosolic Fe-S cluster assembly factor NBP35. NCBI's taxonomy places the organism in Eukaryota, Fungi, Ascomycota, Eurotiomycetes, Onygenales, Onygenaceae. The record is from RefSeq and is a predicted model, not a curated record. The coding region runs from base 107 to 1135 and encodes 342 amino acids. Gene Ontology annotation, biological process: iron-sulfur cluster assembly. Gene Ontology annotation, cellular component: cytosol. Gene Ontology annotation, molecular function: ATP-dependent FeS chaperone activity; 4 iron, 4 sulfur cluster binding; ATP binding. The transcript is spliced from 2 exons.
CUGGGAUAUUGGAGCCACUUUGGAACCGUGAUACCCGGAGUUCAGGGCUGGAAUAACUCAUCUCCUUAUUUUGAAUUUACUUAACUUUUCAUAUCAUUCAAAACAAAUGGCUCCUUCGUUCGAAGAGCCAACCGUUGCCCUUGGCGCGGCAUCGAAAGCGGCGCCGAAACUCGUCGCUCCCGAGCCCGAGCACUGCCCGGGUCCAGAAUCGGAACAAGCUGGCAAAGGCGAUGCGUGCGCCGGCUGCCCAAACCAAUCGAUUUGUGCCUCAGCUCCAAAAGGCCCCGAUCCAGACAUACCCAUCAUAACCGCUCGUCUUUCCUCGAUACGGCACAAGAUUCUUGUGCUUUCCGGUAAAGGUGGAGUUGGAAAGUCUACUUUCACGUCCCUCCUUGCCAACGCCUUUGCAUCCAAUCCAGACUCCACCGUCGGUGUGAUGGACACGGAUAUCUGUGGACCUUCGAUACCGAAAAUGAUGGAUGUCGAGACGGAGACCAUUCAUGUGAGCAAUGCUGGAUGGAACCCCGUUUGGGUGUCAGAUAACCUUGCGGUGAUGAGUGUCCAAUUUAUGCUGCCAAACCGAGACGACGCUGUGAUUUGGCGGGGACCGAAGAAAAACGGGUUGAUCAAACAGUUUCUGAAGGAUGUUGAGUGGGGGGAGUUGGAUUAUUUAAUAGUCGAUACUCCUCCAGGCACCUCGGAUGAACAUCUCUCAGUCAACUCAUUCCUCAAAGAGUCCGGGGUCGAUGGUGCUGUUCUGGUCACUACUCCACAAGAAGUCUCCCUUCUCGAUGUCCGGAAGGAGAUCGAUUUCUGCCGGAAAGCUGGUAUAAGGAUAUUAGGAUUGGUGGAAAAUAUGUCUGGGUUUGUCUGUCCAAAGUGCACUCAUGAAUCGCAAAUCUUCAAGCCCACGACGGGUGGUGGCGGCAGACUCGCAGCCGACAUGGGAAUCCCUUUCCUAGGUUCUGUCCCUUUAGACCCUCGGGUUGGUAUGGCGUGUGAUUAUGGAGAAAAUUUUAUGGACCGGUAUCCUGAAAGCCCCGCAUCUAUGGCCUUAAGAAAGGUCGUGAGAACAAUAAGUCGACAAGUGGGUGAGGAUCCCGACGAAGUACUCCCUGAAACAGAUGCCGUGUAACGUCUAUAUUUCUACCUAAUGACUCUACGAUAUCCCUUUCGCAUUUAUUGGAGUUUGAAUGGUGGAUCCCCUUUGCAAGAUUCUAUAAUAUUUUGUUGCAUAUGAUGUGAAAUCCCAACACACCGAUAACGACUGACCAAUAAAUAUGUAUGUACAUAGAAUUACAUUGUCGAGUAUAAGUUAACGAGUGAA